CUUACACUCCUCGAUUCCUUCUUAUCUUCACCUAUUUAUAUACAAUUAAAUUUUCUUCGUCCAUUUCUAAGAUUUGCAAAAGGCAACGGUGAGAUAUAUAAUACUGCUUGCUGUCAGCUUAACUAAAAAAAGGAAAGCAACUUUAGAAAUUUAGAAGCUGGAAUGGCUGCCGUCGCCGGCGAGUGGCAGAUACCGAUGGAGGCGAGGAAGGAGGUCCAGAAAUUGGCGACAGCGUGGGAUGACGUGGAGGAUUCAAGGGCGCUUGAGGUGGUUCCGCUCAAGGGCGCGAUGACCAACGAGGUGUUCCAGAUUCGAUGGCCGGUCGCCGGCGAAGAAAAGUCGAGAAAUGUUCUGUUGCGAAUGUAUGGUGAGGGAGUCGGCCAUUUCUUCGACCGAGCCAACGAGAUCAAGACCUUCGAGUUCAUGUCUCGGCACGGCCAUGGCCCUCGCCUCCUUGCUUGCUUCCCUAAUGGACGAGUCGAGGAAUUCAUUCACGCCAAGACGCUCUCAGCUGCUGACUUGCGAGACGUUGAAAUAUCUGCCUUAAUUGCAUCAAAACUGAGAGAGUUUCAUGAUCUGAACAUGACAGGUCCGAACACUGUACACAUAUGGGACAGAUUAAGAAACUGGUUGAACGCUGCCAGAAGACUCUGCUCCUAUGAAGAAAUCAAAGCAAUAAAUCUGGAUAUGAUUGAGAAGGAAAUAAGCAGCUUGGAAAAUGACUUAUCUGGAAAGGAAGAAAGGAUAGGAUUUUGCCAUAAUGAUUUACAGUAUGGGAAUAUAAUGAUUGAAGAGGAAACCAAAAUGCUAACGAUAAUUGAUUAUGAGUAUGCAAGUUUCAACCCCAUCGCAUAUGAUAUUGCCAAUCACUUUUGUGAGAUGGCUGCGGAUUAUCAUACAGAAACACCACAUAUCUUGAACUACAAUAAAUAUCCUGAUCAUGAGGAGCAAAAAAGAUUUGUGCAGAUUUAUCUAAGUUUUUCAGGUAACAAACCAUACCCUCUUGAAGUUGAGAAUCUCCUCGCAAGCAUUGAGAAGUACACUCUCGUUAGUCACUUGAUUUGGGGAUUAUGGGGAUUAAUUUCGGAUCAUGUAAAUGAUACUGACUUCGAUUACUUGGAGUAUGCAAAUCAAAGAUUUCAUCAGUAUUGGUCUCAAAAGGUUAAAGAACUUUGAACUGGCGAGCAGAGAAUUAAAAUCCGGAGAAAUUUUAGCUCAGGAUAUCCAUUUUGAAAUCUAGCUAAAGAUGACAAUUUUUUCUGAUUUUACUAAUGUUUUGUCAGAUACUUUUAUUUUGCAUGUACUGUAAUAAUAAACAAAUUUAUAAAUAAAUAUUUUGUAUAUGAUUAAA
Dendrobium catenatum is the source of this 1351-nucleotide messenger RNA. Its product is annotated as probable choline kinase 2. The coding region runs from base 163 to 1176 and encodes 337 amino acids. Gene Ontology annotation, biological process: phosphatidylcholine biosynthetic process; phosphatidylethanolamine biosynthetic process. Lineage: Eukaryota; Viridiplantae; Streptophyta; Magnoliopsida; Asparagales; Orchidaceae. Gene Ontology annotation, molecular function: ethanolamine kinase activity; choline kinase activity. The record is from RefSeq and is a predicted model, not a curated record. Gene Ontology annotation, cellular component: cytoplasm. The transcript has 7 exons.